This is a messenger RNA of Aspergillus campestris IBT 28561, 1233 nucleotides long. RefSeq lists its product as uncharacterized. Lineage: Eukaryota; Fungi; Ascomycota; Eurotiomycetes; Eurotiales; Aspergillaceae. The record is from RefSeq and is a predicted model, not a curated record. Bases 1 to 1233 code for a protein of 410 amino acids. The transcript has 3 exons.
AUGAAACGCAGUCACCAAUCCCACGCCCGUUCGUUAUCUCCGCAAGAACAACAAGGCUCUCGCGUUCUGUCCAGUCUCCAUGCAUCCGUAUCGCCUCCUCGGAAGAGAUCAACCCCCGCCAAACAACCCCAUCUGGCCGCCAUCGAAGCUGGCCAAGUGCAAGUCACGGACCAUCCGGCCAUCAUCUCAUCACGACUGACUCAAUGCAUUCGUCCUUUUCCACCUGAGUCUCCGUGUCUAGAUGUUGCAGCAUGGCUAGGCUUAUACAGGCGCAAUGUUCAUCCCAGGGGACGGCACUUCGUCGUCCACCAGCACGAUCACCCCAUUGCUGGGGUGCAUUAUGAUCUCCGACUGCAGUUUUCCGAGACAAGCUCUGUCAGCUGGUCGAUCAUGUACGGUCUUCCUGGAGACCCCAACACCCGGCGUCUGAACCGAAAUGCGACUGAGACGAGAGUGCAUUGCUUAUGGAACCAUUUGAUUGAAACUGCAUCUGCCAGAACAGGUAGUAUGCUUAUCUGGGAUACGGGAGAAUAUGAAAUCCUUCCCCACAAGAUGGACUUGGUAGGCCCGGAAACCGAUGACUCCGGAACCGAUGACUCGUCAGUCCCGGCGUCUAGUCCAGUAGAUGACAGGAGCGAGAGCGAGAAGCUCUUCCAAGCUUUUCACGAUCGCAAAAUCCGUCUCCGGCUACAUGGCACCCGACUGCCACCCAACUACACCGUCACCCUGCGUCUCGACAAAGCUAGCAAUAUCAAGGGACAGUCGCCGCGGACACCUCAUAAACGACGUAGACGCAUACCGCAAUCUACCAGACAAGCCAGCACACCUCCACCCGAAUCAUCAAGCCUAGACUCCAACACUGAAGACACCCAAAAACUCCCAGACCAUUCAGACGAUGAGAACGACGAGGUAGAUACUAAGAUUCGCGCCGAGAAUGCCUACCCCGGCUCCGUUAACACCAUCGGGUCGAUCCACCAACGCCGCUGGUUUCUCACUCUUGACCGAACUAAUUCCGGGUUUAAGGACGAGCCGGGAUCUGGACCGGCUGGCAAGCGGUGGACAAGGCAGCUGGAUGCGAACCACCAACGGAUGCUGGGCUUCGAGCCGUUCUACGUUCGGGGACCUGAGGUAGAACGGAGUAUUGUGACGGGGAGAUUGGGGAAGGAAAUCCUCGAGGAUGAGGGCGUGCAAGGGUUUCUGCCAAGACGUGGGUGGAGGCCGAUUUUGGAGUGA